Messenger RNA from Panicum virgatum (switchgrass), 2288 nucleotides. RefSeq lists its product as uncharacterized. The record is from RefSeq and is a predicted model, not a curated record. The transcript has a single exon. The coding region runs from base 730 to 2160 and encodes 476 amino acids. Lineage: Eukaryota; Viridiplantae; Streptophyta; Magnoliopsida; Poales; Poaceae.
AACAUUAAUAACGGCAUUAAAUUAAGGUGAGAAAAAUCAAUUUUGUUGUUGAUUGCUACCAUGUGCUUAAGUCGCUGAUAUAUGCUGUUUAUUACACGCUAAUACUCUCUUCGGUUUUAAAUACGUAAACCUCAUAUAUUUAAAAACGAAGGGAUAUCAUAGGAGCAUUAAAAGAAGAUUCUGCAAAAACAAAGGUGCAUAUCUAGAAGCCACUCUACAGACCCAUUUGUAACAUGUUGGCAACACCAACACUUAUUAUCCUUUGUCCUUACCCAUUGGCUUUUGGCCAUUGACUCGGGGUCAACCUACUGACGAGGCUAGUGGAAGCAAAUUCAGUGUGUGGACAAAACCGGGGAGGCCCAUGUGUCCUUCCUUGGUCCCUCUCACAAAGGCAAAAGAUGAAAGCGGCGGACCCUGCAUGCUUAGUGCUUGACUGACUUUGUGAGCUCUAGAACUACUCUUCUUGUUGCAAAGAAAAUCUGUCAAUACAAGUAACCUUUUGUUUCCAAUGCAACUGCAAGUAGCCUUUUUUUCAAAUUUCAAGUGGCCGGGAUGCAAAGUUCGAGUGGAAAGAUUGUGCACGCCGCCUUCCAUGUUGCUGCAAAACCUGUCUAUACAUGUCAAACAACCACAGAUUGCCAGUGCCAUUGCUUGCUCAGCAGUGCAGAGCAGAGUGCUAGCGAAGAAGGCAAUUGAUCUUGUCCUUCGUCCUUGCUUGCUUAUUGACAGAUGGGCGAUUCCCAUGCCGUCGACAUCGACUCCCUGGCCCGGCAGCUGAGGGAGGAGCUGGCCGCCGCCGACGCGCCGGCGCCGCGGUUCGCCAGCGGCUGCCCCAUCGUCAUCGCCGAGGUCGGCGAGCCCACCCGCAACGUCGACAACCACGGCGACUACGACCCGCACCACGUCUCCAUCGGCCCCUACCACCGCAUCAGGAACCCGCACCUCGCCAGGGACGAUGAGAAGAUCCGGUGCCUCGGCGCCGUCAUGUCGGCCUCGACCGCCGCCGCGACGCUGGAGGAGUACCUCGGCGAGGUCGCGCGCCUCGAGGGCAGGGCCGCGAGCUGCUACGCCCACGCGUUCGAGCAGCACAUGGACAGCGCGGCGUUCGUGCGCAUGCUGCUGCUCGACGCCUGCUACGUGCUCAUCCGGUUCGGCCGCGUCGUCGAGGCCGCCGCGCGCCGCGGGAACGGCGGCGGCGGCGGCGCUCCCGGGGCCGGUGGCCACGAGCAGGGAGGGCUGCGCCGCGGCGCAGACGCGCCGUCGGUGCGCGCCGACAUGAUGGAGGCCGUCGCGGUGGUGCGCGACGUGCUGUAUCUCGCGGAGAAUCAGAUACCGUUCUUCGUCGUCGACGCGAUCCACCGGCUCGCCGUCCCGGACGCCGGCGUCUCCGCGGCGGACGCCAUCGUGGAGUACGUCCGCGAGCUCCUGCGGGGGCAGCAGUACUCGGUGGCCACGCCGGCGGCGGCGGAGCCAGGCAACCUCCUGCACCUGCUGCACGUGCACUUCGCGCCCACCGCGCUGUCGCCACCCACCAACGUCGGCAAGGUCACCGGCGGCAAGCGUCCGGUUGGGCGGUGGCGCACGGCGACGGAGUACCACUGCGCCGGCGUGGGGUUCAGGGCCCGGCCCCUCGGCGGCAAGGGCGGCGCCCGCUCGAUCCUGGACGUGGAGCUGGACGGCCGCGGCGGCGCGCUGGAGAUCCCUCGCCUGAACGUCGACGCCGAGACGUGGCGGCUGCUGCGCAACCUGAUGGCGCUGGAGCAGAGCAACCCGGCGGCGGCGGGGAGCCGCGUGACGGCGUACUGCGUCCUCGUGUCGCAGCUGGCGUGCACGGCGCGGGACGUGGAGCUCCUGUCCAGGCGCGGCGUGAUCUCGCACGGCCUCGGCGGCCACGGCGAGGUCGCCGAGCGCCUCGCCGGGCUCUGCAGGGGCGUCGCGUUCGGGGCCGACGACCCCGCCGGCAACUACCUGCACGCGACGUGGCAGGCGCUGGAGGGGCGGUUCCGGAGCCGGCCGCGGCGGUGGGCGGCGUGGCUGAUGCUCAGGUAUUUCAGCAACCCGUGGCUCGCCGUCGGGCUCGCGGCGGCGGCGCUGGGGCUGGUUUGCACGGUGGUGCAGGCGGUGUACUCUGCCUUGAGCUACACACCGGGGGGCACGUAGGAAUUCGGAGCCACAUGACAAAUUGAUAAGUCAAUAGUGGUGUGCCUAAGGACCGUAGGACACCUUGCAUGUCCUUUUCUUCUCUCUCUUUGUUCAGCAAAAGGAAUGGGCUCUCUGUUACUGGUAAA